UUUUUAAUUUGUUUGAAUUUUGAUUAUGGCAACAUAUCUAAUUAAUGGCGGAUGCGCUUGCGUGAUGCCGGGUGCGUGCUAUUUUACCAUCUAAAAAUUGGCGUCUUUUACAUUACAGUGAUUUAUAUUUUGUGCGGUAGUGCUGUUAAAUAAUACAUUGUUGAACACUUAAAAUGGUGGCGCGAAGAGGUCGCGGCGCGAAAAGCCAGCCAGCGGCUAAGCCGAAAACCGAAGAACCCGUGGCGGCAGAGGGCGAAGCGGAAGUGGCCGAAGUGGAAACAGCUGAAGAAAACAAUGGAGAAGCAGUUGCAGAACAGACCGAAGAAGCAGCAGCUGCCGAAGAACAGACUGUAGAAGGCGAGCAGACCAAGGAAGAAGAAGCUAAACCAGAAGAACCGAAGGAAGAAAAGGUUGAAUCUGGUAAACUACUCGUGGAGAACCUCCCGCCAAGCUGUCUCUUUGACUAUCAAGACAAGCUUAAGGAACUAUUUUCCAAGCAUGGGGAAGUCACCAGUGUCAAACGUGGUCCAAUCAUUGUAACCGAACUGACCACUACACCAACUUUAUCGGCUAUAGUCGAAUUCAAAAACAAAGAUUCCCUGGAAAAGGCGCUGGCGGAGGCGGGCACGGUGCUGGACGGCUGCGCGCUGGCGGUGGCGGCCGAGUCGCGCGCGGAGACGGCCGUGCUGGUGGGCGUGCCGUACGAGGCGGGCACCGACUACGUGCGCGCGCUGUUCGCGCAGUGCGGCGACAUCGCGCACAUUCACGAGUUCAGCAAGACCAAGUACAAGAUAUUGCGAGUGACGUUCCGCGAGAAGGAGUCGGUGGAGAAGGCGCUGAAGCUGGACCGCGAGCUGCGCAUCAACGGCUUCCUCGUCACCGUCUCCAAGUACCGGGACGAGGAUGAGCAGAAGGCGCACGCGGCCAACACCAACAAGAACAAGCGGCAGCACGCCGCACAGAACCGCAACAACGCGGCGCCGGCGACCCCGAGCGCGCCGCCGGCCGCGCGCCCCAACAACUUCAGGCCCCGCGGCGGCGGCGGCGGCGGCGGCGGGUUCAACGGCCGCGGCAACUACAGGGGCGGGCGAGGGCGCGGCUUCGGCGCGCGCGGCGGCUCGUUCCCGCGCGGCGGCUUCGGGCCCGUCAGCUCCUACAUCCCGCCGCAGCAGUUCAUGGGCCGCCCGAACUACUAGAGUGUCAUUUGAAAGAGUGAAGAGUGCAUACAGCAGGGCUACAUGAACGACGGGCAGCGGCCGAACAAGCGGCUGCGACAGAUGUAACUGCAGUAGCGUGUAAGAUACGGAGGCAACGUGUGCGUGCCCGGUCGUCUGUGUGUGUGUGUGUGCAGUGGAGUGUGUCAGAGACUGUGCGGAUAAAUCUAGCUAAUUGUAUUUACUAAGUACACCAGAUGAAGUUUUAAUGUUAAUAUUAACGAUUGUAAACUAUUGUCUUUUUUGACAGGUAAUAAAUAAUUAUUACUAACAUUUCAA
This is a messenger RNA of Bicyclus anynana (squinting bush brown), 1493 nucleotides long. RefSeq lists its product as uncharacterized. The coding region runs from base 174 to 1196 and encodes 340 amino acids. The transcript is spliced from 9 exons. Gene Ontology annotation, molecular function: RNA binding. The record is from RefSeq and is a predicted model, not a curated record. Gene Ontology annotation, biological process: regulation of gene expression; mRNA splicing, via spliceosome. Gene Ontology annotation, cellular component: cytoplasm; nucleoplasm; ASAP complex. NCBI's taxonomy places the organism in Eukaryota, Metazoa, Arthropoda, Insecta, Lepidoptera, Nymphalidae.